CUCUAUUAUUCCCAAACACAAGAAUGGCUUGAAGUCUUUGGAGAUGGUAGAUGAAACAUUCAGUGGGAUCCUUCUGGGAUUUCUUGCCCUUAUAAUCCUCUUCAGUGGCCCUAAUUCACCUCCUCAGCUGUGUUGAUGUCAUGAAAACCAGCAUCGACCUCACAAACUGCCCCCUGAUGAUGCUGACAGCUGGACCGCUAAUGGCCAACUCCACGUGCCAUUUCUUCAUCUUUCCUUGGUGCCAACCAUGCCUGCAUAUCAGGGAAGCAUUCUUGGAUCCCAUGACUCUCAGGUGUACCAAGUGCAACUGUAAGCCAACAAUGAUAAGGCGGCCACCAACAGUUAUCUGCUACAUUUGUGGUCGUGAAUAUGGAACAAAAUCUAUCGCCAUCCAUGAACCACAAUGUCUGAAAAAGUGGCAUAAUGAAAACAACAUGUUACCUAAAGAGUUAAGGAGAUCAGAACCUAGAAAACCAGAAGUCAGGACCAUUACCGCCAAAGGUUUCUAUGAUCUCGAUGCCUUAAAUGAAGCCGCUUGGACCAGCGCCCUGAGCCAGUUGGUUCCCUGUAAUAUUUGUGGGCGUACCUUCCUGCCAGACAGACUGAUUGUUCACCAACGAUCCUGUAAACCAAAAGCCGCCAAGUAAAGCCCUCUCUCCCAGUACAAGUGUUACAGGACUUAGAUUCUUUUGAGAGAGUUCGGGAUAUGGAGGAAAGGAGGAAAAGGGGGUAAGGAGAGGAAACAAGAAACACUGGAAACCGCUCAAGGUUGUCUAGCGCGGGAAGCCAGCUGGGGGUGGGGAGGUCUGGUGGCAGGAGCAUGACCAUGACCGUGACGUGGUGGGCCUACGCUCUGCCUUUACAGAGCAGCUGCGCGCAUGUGCGCAGACAAAGCGGGGUGGGGGUGGGGGGCGCUCACACUCCGUUGGGCAGAAUUACAAGAGGGCUGCCCCUCAUCAGGGCUGGCAUUUUUGUCUCCAGGAAAUUUCAGAGCCAACUGUUGCUGUUUUUCUUCCAUUCUCUUUUCCUGAGCAACAUUUUGAUUUUCACAAUUAGGACUAAUAUUAUUCAGGGAAAGGAGGUUUCAGGUGGCAAUUUCAGGCAACUCCUUGGUCUCAAGAAAAACUAUAUUCCUUCCCACCCUGUGCUUUCUGAAAUAAUGUGCCACUCCCUGUUUCCUCUGACCCAGAGAAACGCUGUUAAUUGAGUUAUUGAUUGGGAAUCUUCUCGUCUCUAUAAAAUCAUUGCACGGCAAAGACUUUUCCAAAAGAGCUAAGGAGUUAAGGCACUAGAACCAUGUCUAACUCCUACUCCCUUACCGAGAGCGGGAAAUGCUACAGAGGUUUCAGAACUGGUGCCAGCCUCGUAUGUCAGAAGAUUGCUACAGCGCGAUUCAUCAAAUGGGUGGAGGUUAGCUCUUUCCUUCUAUAGGAGAAGUGCAGAGGGUUCUCUAUGGCCUCAUAGGGGCUCAUAGGUGUUUUAUUGUUGAGAUCGAAAAGCCUGCCAGCAAGUUCUGUGCCUCCCCGCCCAUUGCCCAGGCAAUGGCUUGUGAAAACUGCCCUGUAUUUUAGACCUUGAAUGUGCAUUCAUAGAGGCGAGGCUCUCCUGGGAGGAGGCCAGGGUCAGGAAGGUGCUCUGCCCAGGAAAUUCUGCUCCCCUGGACGGCGCUGCUUUGCCUGUACUCCCAGCAGUUUUGCUUGAGGUCUUUGUUCGUUUUAUGGCUGAAGUUCAGAGCCAUCCUGGAUCCACUGGGUUGCUGCAGACCUUGAAUUCAUGACCUAACACAGCACAGUCAGCUCCAAAUUACACAAGCAAAUUUAUUGGACCUAAUUUUUUACUCACACAUCUCUGUAUUAUAAGAGGUUAGGUUAAGAGUGUUGCUCUAAUCAUUCUUUUUUUUUUUUUGGUCUGUUCCAAAGGAAGAAGACAUUAACUUUUAAAAUAGUCUUUAGCUACCCUCAAAGAAGAUUAUCCUCUUGAGAAAGACAUAGCAUCUCAUACCCCAUUGAUGGUUUAGUUCUUUGAUUUCAUUAGCAAAGAUGACAACAUCCAAUACCGGAGUUAGCAUAGACACUGUGCUUCGAGCUCCCUAGACUGCCGUGUGUAUAAAUCUCCCAUCAGCCUACAAGGAGAGGUUAUCUUUAUCUUACAUCUGAGGAAACAUAUUUAAAUAGGUAACAAGCUAACUCAAGGUCACACUGGGCUUGAAUCGAGGGAGGGAAUAGGGAAGCAAACUCGCCACUCCCGGAGUCCCAAACUCCCACUUUUACCCAGUGCACUCUGUAUGCUACAUUUCGUCAUUAACUCAAUGAACUAUGCGAACAAAUGACCUGCCAAAUGUGAUUUUCUUUUUUAAUCCAGUGUUCAGUAACUAAGGCAAAUGGGAAUCUUAGCAUGCUUGUAGUUUGCCCACUGGUCAGGGUUUCUCUCAAACUGAGUAGGUGAAAACCCAAUUUUAAACAGCCCUGUCUUUCAAAAGCCACUCUGCCCUCUGCUGAUGCUCGGCGGUCCAGCGGGGAAAUAAAGUGAAAAUGCUGGCCUCAACUUGGAAAUGGGUU
Molecule: messenger RNA, 2558 nt
Organism: Ailuropoda melanoleuca (giant panda)
Lineage: Eukaryota; Metazoa; Chordata; Mammalia; Carnivora; Ursidae
Gene: ZNF475
Product: zinc finger protein 475
Exons: 3
Coding region: 141-647 (168 amino acids)
Source: RefSeq, a predicted model, not a curated record